Messenger RNA from Cladophialophora yegresii CBS 114405, 810 nucleotides. RefSeq lists its product as uncharacterized. Gene Ontology annotation, biological process: protein neddylation; positive regulation of ubiquitin-protein transferase activity. Gene Ontology annotation, molecular function: cullin family protein binding; ubiquitin-like protein binding; ubiquitin conjugating enzyme binding. Lineage: Eukaryota; Fungi; Ascomycota; Eurotiomycetes; Chaetothyriales; Herpotrichiellaceae. The transcript has 3 exons. Bases 1 to 810 code for a protein of 269 amino acids. Gene Ontology annotation, cellular component: ubiquitin ligase complex. The record is from RefSeq and is a predicted model, not a curated record.
AUGCCGAAACGCAAAUCUACAGAAUCAAUCCAGUCGUCAGCCUCAGGCAAGAAGACCAAGGUGGAUGGAGACGUGGCUCGAAUUUCCAAUAUGAACCCCUCGUUCUACCAGAGUGGAUCUGGCACGACGUCAGUCCCGCCACUGCAACAGAAUCUCAACAAGAUCUUCGACCAAUACCGUGACAACCCCAGAGAUGCACCGGACAAGAUUGGCAUAGAAGGGGCGCAGAAAUAUCUCACAGACCUCGAUGUCGAGCUGGACGAAGUUGCCCAUCUUGCGAUUUGUGACCUUCUGCAAUGUCCUUCCAUCGGCGAGUUUGACCGCGAACCCUAUGUUUCCGGCUGGCGAAGCGUUUCUACAGGCGACAAACCAUAUGACAGCUCGUCAAGACAGGCACAAUAUAUCGACGUGAUCCGGAAGAGACUCUCAACCGAUUCGAACUACUUCAAGCAGGUUUACCGGAAUGCAUUCAAGCUUGCAAAACCAGAAGGACAACGCAGUGUACCAAUGGACUCAGCAAUCGAUUUCUGGAACAUGUUCUUCCGCCAAGGCAAGGGGGGCAUUGAAUGGAAUACAGCCUCGACCAAGUGGUUGGAUCUUUGGUGUGAGUUCUACGAGUCACAGAUCAAAAGACCGGUCAAUAAAGAUUUGUGGAACAUGGUCGGCGAGUUGGUCACGAGGACAAGAGAACCCGGUGGUGAGUCCUUCGACUGGUGGACGGAGGACGGCGCCUGGCCCAUGGCUAUCGACGAAUAUGUGGGAUUCAUGAAGAAGAGAAGCGGUGACGGCGACUCUAUGGAUACUAGCUAA